This is a messenger RNA of Passer domesticus (house sparrow), 1157 nucleotides long. RefSeq lists its product as uncharacterized. The transcript is spliced from 9 exons. NCBI's taxonomy places the organism in Eukaryota, Metazoa, Chordata, Aves, Passeriformes, Passeridae. The coding region runs from base 408 to 1157 and encodes 249 amino acids. The record is from RefSeq and is a predicted model, not a curated record.
GCUGCUUUGACGCCCUGCAGGGCUGUUUCCCAGCCUGGCCUGGCUGCAGCUUCUGCCCAGCCCCUGCAGGAAGGCAUUUGGCAUCAGCUGACAGGCCGCCCAGUUACACCACAGGCCUGAGAUCCCCUGCAAUUUUCCAGUCGCCGGGUAGAACAGAAAGGGCACCAGUUUGGAGAAGGGAGGGCCCUGGCCUACCCAAAAAGUUUAUAGGGAUUUCCUGAUUCUUAGCCAUGUCUUUGACAAGCAUUCCCUCCUGAAGGCACCACCUCCCCAGUGGGGAACAGCCCCACCUGAUCCAGCUGUCCCUCUUCCUUUCUCCAGAAGUGGAUGGAGAGGCUGGGCAGAAGGCGACGUUUCCUGGAGGAAGCAGUGGAUCCGUGCCAGCGUCUGCUGCAGGAAGAGAGGCGAUGCCAGGCACAGUCCCAGGAGGUGUGUCUGCAGGGAGGACUUCUCCAGCUCCUUUGCUGCUUCCUACACAGAAGCCUGGCAACCAUCACAGGGGUCCUCCAAGGAGAAAGAACAAAGCUACAGGACACCAGAAACCCCAUGAUCCAUCCGAAAACAUGAGGCAAAUGCUGAAAGAAUUACUGCAAGCCGAACAAGAAGUGGAUGGAGAAGCUGGGCAGAAGGCGACAUUUCCCGGAGGAAGCAGUGGAUCUGUGCCAGCCUCUGCUGCAGGAAGAGAGGCGAUGCCCGGCACAGUCCCAGGAGACUGGGACCAGGACAUGGAUUAUCUGGGAAACCUGCUGGAUUAUGGCUUGAAACUCAUGGGAAAUCCUGGAGCUGAACCUGCUGGUGAAGGUGGUGCAGUUUCCCAAGCCACAUCCAGGACUGAGCCUCUGGGAGAUGCUGAGGAAGUGAUGGACCAAAAAUCUGUGCAGAAGGAGGCACAUCCUGGAGGAAGCAUUUCCCCAUGGACAGCCCCUGUUGCUGGAAGGAAAGUGAUGUCAGACACGGGCACGGGCACAGCAGAUGCAGCCGGCACCACAACACGUGUUCCCGAUGCCCAGAAGGGCCUCGGAAGGGGCUUCUAUAUGGGAACAGGCUGCUGGACAGGGUUACUGGCAGGCCUGCUUUUUUUGGAGUUUAUCUUCAUCUUAUGCUGGGUCCAAAUUAAUUUUUACUGCAAGAGAAAAUGGUGCAUUACCAGCUUAUAG